AUGAGUUGUUCUAGAGGAAGCACUAAUAGAACGAGACCUCAAAAACACCAAAAUAGAAGUGCAUUUAAGAAUACCUUACAUGACACCAGCAAAAAAACUAAACUCUUGAAUAAUCUAGAAGUAACUGGAGUAUGUGAGCGUUGUAAAGAAAUAAUUGAAUGGAAAAUAAAGUAUAAAAAGUAUAAACCUCUUACGGCACCAAAAAAAUGUGCUGGUUGUGAUCAAAAAAAUAUUAAGCAUGCAUACCAUAUAUUAUGUAGUAAUUGUGCUUCCGACAAAAAUGUUUGCACGAAAUGUUGUAAACCAAUAGAAGUAACUGAGAAAAAAGAAGAUAUCAAAGAAUUAAAUAAUGAAAAUCAAUUUCAUUCAAUGUUAAAAGGACUUCCUGAAAGGAAACGGCGUACUAUAUUAAGACACAUAAAAAAGCAACAAGAGGAAGGCCAUGAAAUGACUAAUACUAUUGUAGAACAUUUAAUGUUAGAAAUGGGCAAAGUUGAUUUAGAUGAUGACUUCAGUGAUUCUGAUGAUUAUUUUGGUUCUGAACAACAAUUACAA
Brenthis ino (lesser marbled fritillary) is the source of this 555-nucleotide messenger RNA. The record is from the annotation of a GenBank genome assembly. NCBI's taxonomy places the organism in Eukaryota, Metazoa, Arthropoda, Insecta, Lepidoptera, Nymphalidae.